Messenger RNA from Gryllus bimaculatus (two-spotted cricket), 951 nucleotides. The record is from the annotation of a GenBank genome assembly. NCBI's taxonomy places the organism in Eukaryota, Metazoa, Arthropoda, Insecta, Orthoptera, Gryllidae.
AUGGGCGCGAAGCCGCUCGCCGACGGCCGCACGGGCGCCGACAGCACCUGUAACCACGACAGCCCUCCGAUCUUCGAGACCGUCACCUGGAAGGAGAGGGAGACGUUUCGGCGCGGGAACCUCAUAGAAAAUUCGCAUUUUAAGAUAGACGUUGGAGAAGUAAAAACCAGAUAUGGCGGAAAAGAAGAAGAAGGAAUCCAAACUUCUAAAAAAAUGUUGUUGCCUGACCCUGAGAGUGGGAGCCUUCAUUGUUGCAGUGUAGGGAUCGUGUUGAGCUUUGCCUACAGUCUCUACAACAUUCUACUGCGUGGCCGUGGGAACGCUGAAAGGAGAGUGGCAUGGGCGCUGGACGGAGAGCUUCGCAAAGAGAUAUACAGAGCCGCUAAAACCUGGGAUAAGAAGAGGAGAUCUCCUGAAAUUUUACGAUUCGUCAAAAAGUUAACACCGAAUUUUAGAGUAAGACACCAACGUUCUGUAAAGUUCGUUUCUGAAUACGAGGACAAUUUUCCAAAAGAGCAAAUUUCAAAAAAAGAUGUCUAUUCGUUUCCUGACGAAGAAGUUUCAUAUCAGUCUUUUGAAGUCAAACCUGAAACAAACGCGUCACGAAUCAUAAAAGUAGCUCCUCAAGAAGAGAGGAAGAUGGAAUAUUUGGUAGCAGCAAAUGAGAAGUUGACUAAAGAGUCCCCAUUAGUAGAAGAAGAAUUGGGCGAGAAAAAGGAACAAGGACAACCGUUUAAUGGUUCUCAUCUGGCUUGCAACAAUUCCAUUCUAUGUCAUAUUCUCCAUGUUCUACUUAUAUAUCAGAAUCGCAUUGAUGAUGAACAUCGUUGGUUCCAACAAAGGAUCAGUAAUCUUUGGAGUAAUACUUCUUAUUUUAAUACGUUGCUUCUCCUCUACAGUCUUUUUUUAACCGUCUGCCAUCAUCAAGCUCGCAUCAGAUAACAUAAUAUC